Penicillium verhagenii is the source of this 1014-nucleotide messenger RNA. RefSeq lists its product as uncharacterized. Gene Ontology annotation, molecular function: DNA-binding transcription factor activity; protein binding; transcription cis-regulatory region binding. Gene Ontology annotation, cellular component: nucleus. Gene Ontology annotation, biological process: positive regulation of transcription by RNA polymerase II. The transcript has 2 exons. The coding region runs from base 1 to 1014 and encodes 337 amino acids. NCBI's taxonomy places the organism in Eukaryota, Fungi, Ascomycota, Eurotiomycetes, Eurotiales, Aspergillaceae. The record is from RefSeq and is a predicted model, not a curated record.
AUGGCGCAAAAUGAUUCACAGUUUCAGGAGAAGACGGAGCGUCGGCGGGAACAGAAUAAACUUGCGCAGCGGAGGUUUCGCCAGAGAUAUAGUCAAAGAAAAGCCACAGGCCCACAGGACUUCCUUGAUUUCAGCCUGAGCUCGGAGCUUCAGGGCCCAGAAUUAUCACGGACAGGCGACAACCACCAUCAACACAACACAAAUCUGCAAUCACCGAGUGCCACAGUGGCGCCUGCAUUUGAUUUCUACGAGCGGACCUGCCCUCCCGGGAUUGGAACAGGAUCCGAAGCCAGCACGGGUGACCUACCAGAUUACAUCAACAUCACCAGUCCGGACGACUGCUUCCUAUCUGACCAUGAAACUCUCUGUGCCCCGAAUCUGCUACAGCAGAUCCUGGCCCCAACCACCACAGACCCCCCCACCCAGCAUGCGUUUACACCCUUCAUUCACCACGAAAUUCCCAUGAUGAGCCCCCAGAAAAGCAACAACGGGAACAGUAGCAGCAGCAGCAGUGAAACUGGAGUAGCUGUGGGUUACCAGGGCAUCGAUCUAGUGAGCCCAGACCUAAACCUGGAUGGUGUUCCCCCGCGGGUGCUGAGUCCACUGCACCAGGCCGUCCGACGAGGCCACCAAAGAAUCGUGCAGAUUCUCCUAGCGCACCAGGCCAACUGCAACGAACAGGACGGGAAGGGCCGAACCCCGUUAGUGCACGCCGUCUUAGGUGGACACAAAGAGGUUGCAAAUCUGCUGCUGUCGCACGGGGCGCAGAUCGGCAUCGUAGAUGAUCAACAUCGAUCAGCGCUCCACUGGGCCGUGCUAAAUCGUCGAGAUCGGCUAUUGAAACGCCUAUUGCGGUACUGCGCAGGGGAAAGUACGAUUAUCAAUGGGCUGACGAGAGAGGGGAAGAGCCCUCUAUUCUUGGCGACUGAGACAGGGUUUGAGGCGGCUGUAGAGAUGCUUCUGGAUGCGGGAGCAGAUGUACAUUGUAAAGGGCCCGGACAAGGGAUGAUAUAG